Aspergillus neoniger CBS 115656 is the source of this 1083-nucleotide messenger RNA. RefSeq names its product alpha-hydroxy acid oxidase. The record is from RefSeq and is a predicted model, not a curated record. The transcript is spliced from 8 exons. Gene Ontology annotation, molecular function: oxidoreductase activity; FMN binding. The annotation marks the transcript as partial. Lineage: Eukaryota; Fungi; Ascomycota; Eurotiomycetes; Eurotiales; Aspergillaceae.
GAAAAGCUAGACUCGGAGAUCUUCUCCAUUGCCGACUUGCAGGCAAAGGCAUCGGAGAAACUUCCAAGAGUAUUCAAAGAAUUCUUCAAUGAAGGCGCAAUGGAUCUCAUCACCGUGAAAGACAACGAAGAUGCCUUCAAUCGUUAUAAGAUUCGUCCACGCGUCCUUCGCGAUGUCUCUAACCUGGACACCUCCACAACGAUCUGCAAUACCAAAGUUUCUUUCCCUUUUGGAUUUUCUCCCGCGGCCUCCCACAAGAUCGCCCACCCGGAUGGUGAGGUCGGAACUUCCAAGGUUGCUGCUGAGGCGAAUAUAUGCAUGGCGUUGUCCUCACAUGCAACCUGCUCGUUAGAGGAUGUCAUAGCAGAAGGGGCAGGAAACCCAUACAUGAUACAAUUCAUUAUAUUGAAGGAUCGGAAUAUCACGAGGCAGCUACUUGAGCGCGCAGAAAAUUCUGGGUACAGGGCAGUCAUGUUAACAGUGGAUGCGCCAAUGCUCGGACGGCGUCUGAACGAGUACAGAAACUCUUUCGGAAUUCCAAAAGGCAUGGGAUAUCCCAAUCUUGCCCCUGGCUCUGACAUGAGUAACUUGACCGAGCCGGGCGAGGGGCUAGCAUAUGCCGAGGCCAUUGCGUGGAUAAGAAGUGUAACUAAGCUCGACAUUUGGGUAAAAGGAAUCUAUACUGCUGAAGAUGUCGCGCUAGCCAUCCAGCAUGGAGUCAACGGUGUUUUGAUUUCCAACCACGGCGGUAGACAAUUGGACGGCGUACCAGCCACUCUUGAUGCACUACGCGAAUGUGCGCCUGUCGCAAAGGGCAAAAUAGCUAUCGCCAUUGACGGGGGUAUCCGCCGAGGAACGGAUAUUUUCAAAGCUCUGGCCCUAGGAGCGGACUAUUGCUUUGCGGGGAGGAUUCCUAUCUGGGGAUUAGCGUACAAUGGAACGAAUGGCGUGGAGCUUGCUGUCAAGCUAUUGCAAGAAGAAUUCAAACUGGCCAUGUGCGUUGCUGGAUGCAAAACUGUCAAAAAUAUCAACAAGGGUCAUCUGUCUAUUCUUGAGACGAACGGUGUACUUUCGAAGCUCUAA